AUGAAAAAAAGUACCAAAUCAGACAUGAGCUUUAACAAAUUUUUACUUUUAAUUCUUAAUUAAAAAAAUAUUCUAGAAUCCAAAUUUUUGAACAAAAAAAAUAUGAAUAUGAAAAUUAAUCAAUAUCUAGUAUAACAUAAGAGAUUUAAAUCUCUAGGAUGGAAUGUGAUAUAUGAUUUCAAUGAUUCAGAUUGGGAGACAGCUGAUAAUAUUCUCUUAAUGUAUGUUGAUUAGACCUAACAUAAUAGCAAACACAGUCAAUAAUAAUAAUAAUAGUAACUUGGAUAACAAUAAUAAGAUUAACCAGUUUAAAAGAGUCCUCCUUGGUAGCAGAUACAAAUGCUCUAAUAGAUUCAAUUAUUUCAUUAUCACCAUAAUCAGUAAAAGCAGGUGAGGAAUCAAUGGAAACUAAAGUAUAAAAAUUGAUUUAAGAAACAUUGUGUAAAGUUCCUUAGGAAAUAGAUAUGUAAGAAACUAUAGAGAAAGUGAGACCUGGUGAUUAGAAUCCGUUAAAAAUAGUAUUGAUGUAAGAAAUAUCAAGAUACAAUAAAUUGUUGAAUACAGUUAGAACUUCUUUGAUUAAUUUAGAUAAAGGUUUAAGUGGUUUAGUAUUAAUAUCUGAGGAUCUUGAAACAAUUAUGCAUAGUUUGUUUGAUAAUAAGGUACCAUAAUAAUGAAAAUUCUGUUAUCAUUCAUUAAAACCAUUGUCUAGUUGGAUAGUUGAUCUUGAGAAAAGAGUUUUAUAAUUGAGAAGUCGGAUUAAAUAGUAACCAAGUGUAUUUUGGAUUUCUGGAUUUUCAUUCCCUACUAGAUUUACAACGGCUUUAUUAUAAUAGAGUGCUAGAAAGGUGAAUACUCCAAUAGAUUAAUUUAGAUGGGAAUUUUCAUUCUUACCACUUGGAUCUGAACCUUAAGCAGCUUAAGAUGGAGCAUAUAUUUAUGGUCUAUUUCUUGAAGGACCUAAAUGGGAUGAAAAGAAUUAUAUUGUUGAUGAUGAACCUAUGAAAUCACAUGAUUAACUGCCAAUCAUUCUAUUUAAACCUGUAAGUUAAGAAGGUAAAAGUAAAUCAAAGAAAGGUAUAAUAUAAUCAUUUAAUUUUUAGGUUAAACUUUUAUCUCUGUCCUACCUAAUAUUAUUAAGUACGUAGUGGAGUCAUGGAAAGACCAUCCUUUCAAUUUGAUGUUAUGUUACCAUGUAAACCUAAUCCAGGUCAAGCUUCUAAUGAAGAAGAUUUCUGGAUUAAAAGAGGUACUGCUUUACUUAUGCAAUUAUCAGAUUGAUUAUAAUUGUGCAAAUAAAUCAACAAUAUUUAUCAAUUAUUUAUUUCUAUUAAUUACAAUUCUCAUUACUUUUUUUAGUUGA
Paramecium sonneborni is the source of this 1363-nucleotide messenger RNA. The record is from the annotation of a GenBank genome assembly. Lineage: Eukaryota; Ciliophora; Oligohymenophorea; Peniculida; Parameciidae.